AUGAGCGGCGCGAUCAGCGCAUUCCUCAGCAACAUGAGCGAACCCCCAGACCAUGCCCAGCUGAUCGGCGAGAUGCCCCAAAUAGAACGGUUGGCCAUUCAACAACGACUCGAACUAGCUCAACGACGACGGCGAAUUCAGAAGAUAUCGGCCGAACGACGCGAACAUCAGCUCCCCCCUCCGCGACCACGAAAUCCUCGACUUCGGUUCAGUCCCCAUGUUGCUCUACUUGAGGCAACAAGUCGAGGCGCAUAUCACGAAGUUCAAGAACUCUUAGCCAAUGGGGCUGAUCCUAAUUCUCACAAUGAAGACGGUCUUACGCCACUCCAUCAAGUUAGUUCUUAUUCGCAACAGAUUUGAUUUUAGUGUGCAAUCGACAAAAAUCUCAGAAUCGUCGAGUUGUUACUCCAAUACCGAGCAGAUGUAAACGCAACUGACACAGAGCUAUGGACUCCUCUGCACGCCGCUGCGUGUUGCGGAUAUCGGGACAUUGUUGCCGUUUUGAUUCACCAGUAUGUGUUUUCUGGUUUUUUCUCUAUACCGCACGUAAUAUUGAUAAUUAUUGUUUCGCUUUUAGUGGUGCAGACCUACUAGCAGUAAAUGCAGAAGGAAAUAUGCCAUAUGACAUAUGUGACGAUGAGGAAACCCUCGAUUUAAUUGAGACAGAAAUGGCAAACAAUGGAAUAACUCAAGAGUACAUUAACGAACGACGCAGUCAACCAGAAGCCAAUAUGCUCGACGAUAUGCGGGCCUUGCAUCUAAACCGAGGUCCUUUAAAUGCGCGGAUGCCUGAUGGAUCUACUUAUUUACAUAUUGCAGCAGCCAAUGGGUACAGCUCGGUGGCUGCCUUCCUUCUCCGUUGUGGGGUCAAUCCUUGUGAUAGAGAUAAUGAUUGCUGGAUGCCAAUACAUGCCGCAGCAUCUUGGAGUCAGCCUGAGAUCAUAGAGAUGCUAGUCGAUUAUGGAGCUGACAUCAACGCAAAAACCGCCAACGACGAAACGCCGUUGGGUAAGUUUAAAUGACGGUAAGGUCCACGAAAGUACCUUAUCCCCUUAGGAAAAAAGGGAUAUAAAGAAUUACGCAACCUUUAACAAUUUUUUGUUUUCAGAUCUAGCUACGGAUGACCAAACAAAACAAGUAAUACAACAACUUCAGCAAAGCGAAGCAAAGAAGAAACGACUUGCGUUCGGUGUUCGGGAUAGUCGAAGGCAAUCCAGAAAGUGAGUUGCUUCAUAAAUGACUAUAAAUAUAAAUAUAGGCGAAAGAAGUUCGAAUCCCCUCAACAACCUCCCUCUCCCACAGGCCAGGUUGAUAAUCCUUUCAGCGCCAGGGGGGCAAUCAGGCGGCAGUCACUCAGAGAUCGGUCUGGAGUAACAUUAGCUAGAUUGGAAGCGCAAAAAGAGCAGUCCAACCUCAUGAAAUCAUGGAGCAAAGAAGAUGUCUCCGCUACAGUAAGAUACCUUCAUCAUUACAAAUAAAGAGAAUUCGUAAACAAUGAUCUUGGUUUCAGGAUGACAUGGGCAAUGCCCCCCAAAGAACGCAAUCGCUUUCUGAUACACGACGAGACUCCCCCAACAAAAGGAUAUUGAAUAAAUCCAACAAACCCGGAAAGGCUUACGGAGGGGGAGAUGAGUGGACGAAGAAGCUGGAAGCCAAUGGGAACGAUGAGGAAGAAGAAAUGGGAUUCCGGAGUCUGCAUUCAAGGGGAUCCACAGUCAGGAAAAAGAAGAAAGAACGACAAGGUGGGUGAAUGCUCAGCACGAUCAAACACGUCGACAUGAAUAAUAUAUUUAAAUCCGUAAAAUUUAAAUUCAACGCGGUUUCAGAGAUCGAAAUGAGUUCCCCAUCCCCGACCUCAACCACCGCCCUAAAUGGAAAACCGGGUAUUUACGGCCGCUCUGAGAAAAAGAUAUGUUGUUGUACUAUUCUUUGA
This is a messenger RNA of Bursaphelenchus xylophilus (pine wood nematode), 1933 nucleotides long. Lineage: Eukaryota; Metazoa; Nematoda; Chromadorea; Rhabditida; Aphelenchoididae. The record is from the annotation of a GenBank genome assembly.